AUGGCCAGAAACCUACGUGCAAAGAUCCCGGCGAGCGAUACUUUGAUCAUACAUGACCGCAACAAAGAAGCUACGGCCAGUUUCAUGCAUGAAGUCGGCAUUGCAAGGGACAGUCCAACCUCGAACAACCAAAUGGGCCUUAUGGGCAUUGAGAUUGCAAGCUCGCCGAGAGCAGUGGCGGAGAAGGCUGAAGUCAUACUCACCGUCCUCCCCGAGCCCUCCCAUGUCAAAAACGUCUUCCACAACAUCCUUAACCCACCUCUCCCACCACUCACGUCCUCCUCCGGCGCCUCUGAACGCCUCUUCAUAGAUUGCUCCACCAUCGACCCCACCUCGUCCCGCGAAGUCGCCAACGCCGUCCACUGCACAGCUCAAGGUCGCUUUGUCGACGCUCCCAUGUCUGGCGGCGUCGUAGGCGCACGGGCUGGCACUUUGACAUUCAUGUUGGGAGCCAGCAGCAGAUCGGGAGGACUGGUGAAGAGGGUGACUCCAAUAUUGGCAUUUAUGGGCAGCAAAGUCCUUCACCUGGGCGAACAAGGUGCUGGGCUGUCCGGGAAACUAGCGAACAACUACCUCCUUGCCAUCUCCAACAUCGCAACCGCCGAAGCCAUGAAUCUCGGCCUGCGAUGGGGACUCGACCCGCACGUCCUUGGCGAACUGAUCAACGGUAGCAGCGGCCGAUGUUGGAGCAGCGAGAUCAACAACCCAGUCCGCGGAAUCAGCCCGGGAGCGCCAGCGGAGGAAGAUUACGAAGGCGGUUUCGGGGUGGAAUUGAUGAAGAAAGACUUGAGGUUGGCGAUGGAGGAGGCGAUGAGGGUGGGUGCGAAGGUGGAGAUGGGAGAAAGAGCAGGAGACGUGUAUGAGGAUGUCGAGGCUUCGGAGAAAGGGAAGGAUUUCAGCGUUGUCUACAGGUGGUUGGGAGGGAAGAUGGUGUAG
Messenger RNA from Letharia columbiana, 936 nucleotides. RefSeq lists its product as uncharacterized. The transcript has 2 exons. Gene Ontology annotation, biological process: L-valine catabolic process. The record is from RefSeq and is a predicted model, not a curated record. Lineage: Eukaryota; Fungi; Ascomycota; Lecanoromycetes; Lecanorales; Parmeliaceae. The coding region runs from base 1 to 936 and encodes 311 amino acids. Gene Ontology annotation, molecular function: 3-hydroxyisobutyrate dehydrogenase activity; NAD binding; NADP binding. Gene Ontology annotation, cellular component: mitochondrion.